Messenger RNA from Hippopotamus amphibius kiboko, 1590 nucleotides. RefSeq names its product serine/threonine kinase 32A (gene STK32A). The record is from RefSeq and is a predicted model, not a curated record. Bases 101 to 1201 code for a protein of 366 amino acids. Gene Ontology annotation, molecular function: G protein-coupled receptor binding; G protein-coupled receptor kinase activity; ATP binding. Lineage: Eukaryota; Metazoa; Chordata; Mammalia; Artiodactyla; Hippopotamidae. Gene Ontology annotation, biological process: regulation of signal transduction; protein phosphorylation; G protein-coupled receptor signaling pathway. The transcript is spliced from 11 exons.
CUAGCUAUCUUGCUAGGGUUUCCGGACCUCUUUUGAAUGAAGAUGCAUGUUUCUGCUGAGAUAAUGUAACUGGAGGAUCCAGGUCUGGGCAGACUCCACCAUGGGAGCCAACACUUCAAGCAAAGCACCGGUGUUCGAUGAAAGUGAUGAUGUCAACUUUGACCACUUUGAAAUCUUAAGAGCCAUUGGAAAAGGCAGUUUUGGGAAGGUCUGCAUCGUGCAGAAGAAUGAUACCAAGAAGAUGUACGCGAUGAAGUACAUGAACAAACAAAAGUGCGUGGAGCGCAAUGAAGUGAGGAAUGUCUUCAAGGAGCUCCAGAUCAUGCAGGGGCUGGAGCACCCUUUCCUGGUUAAUUUGUGGUACUCCUUCCAAGAUGAGGAGGACAUGUUCAUGGUGGUGGACCUCCUGCUGGGCGGGGACCUGCGUUUCCACCUGCAGCAGAAUGUCCGCUUCCAGGAGGACACCGUGAAGCUCUUCAUCUGUGAGCUGGCCAUGGCCCUGGACUACCUGCAGAGCCAGCGCAUCAUUCACAGGGAUAUGAAACCUGACAAUAUUUUGCUGGAUGAACAUGGGCACGUGCACAUUACAGACUUCAACAUUGCUACGAUGCUGCCCGUGGAGAUGUGCAUCACCACCGUGGCCGGCACCAAGCCUUACAUGGCACCUGAGAUGUUCAACUCCAGAAGAGAAGCAGGUUAUUCCUUUGCUGUUGACUGGUGGUCACUGGGAGUGACAGCAUACGAGCUGUUGAGAGGCUGGAGACCAUAUCAUAUUCGCUCCAGUACUUCCAGCAAAGAAAUUGCACACAUGUUUGAGACGGCGCCUGUGACUUACCCUUCUGCCUGGUCACAGGAAAUGGUGUCACUUCUUAAAAAGCUACUGGAACCGAAUCCAGACCAACGAUUUUCCCAUUUGUCCGACAUUCAAAGCUUCCCAUACAUGAAUGAUAUGAACUGGGACGCAGUUUUGCAGAAGAGGCUCAUUCCAGGAUUUAUUCCUAACAAAGGCAGGCUGAAUUGCGACCCCACCUUUGAACUCGAAGAAAUGAUUUUGGAGUCCAAGCCUCUUCACAAGAAAAAGAAGCGUCUGGCCAAGAAAGAGAAGGAGUUGAGGAGAUGUGAUUCCUCUCAGACGUGCCUUCUUCAAGAGCACCUUGAAUCUGUCCAGAGGGAGUUCAUAAUUUUCAACAGAGAAAAGUAAGUGACCCCCGGAAGAACAGCAGCUCAGCAAGUGAUGGAAUGUUUUGGCCACAGUUGACUUGGAAAGACUUGAUAUAUUUUUAAACAUUUUUUCUUCUUUCUAAUUACAAACAUGAUCCAUACCCAUAAUAGAAAAUCUGGAAAUUUCAGAAACCUUUUUUUUCUUGUAAGAAAUUUCAAAAAUUAUAAUAGGUAAAUUAGCUUAGUAUCAGGUUUCUGUGGUGGGAGGGGCAGAAGAAUUGGGACUUUUCAACACUUAAAAUCAAUGACGUUUUUAAGAAGGUUACCCAGGCUCACGCCUCUUUAUAAAUUGUUGGGUUUAAUGCUAUCAUUUCAAAAGCUUAAAUCUUUUCUUUUUCACUUUAACGAAUAAACCCACUUUAUUUUUUC